UUUUUUUUUGUGAAUUGUUAUUGGUAAAAUCUAGAUCAAUCUCCUCUUGAUGAAAAAGAAAAAGAAAAAAAGAAAUCACAAAAAUUAUCAAGGAAAAAGAAAAACUGCUAUCAAAUAAAAAUUGUUUUUACGUUGAGCAAGGCAUUCAAAGUAGCGAGUUUAGGGUUUUUCAAAUUACAAAAAUACUGAAGCUUUGGAAUCGAAUUAAUGGCGAAGAAGAACAAGAAAAGGGGCGAUAGUGAUGAAGACGAUGACGAAACCUUCUAUUAUCGUUACGCCUCAGCUCCUACCACCGGUAACCAUCCGUCUCGGACCUCCGGCUCCGGGAGCAAGCCCUCCGGCUCCGGUGCCCUAGCUCCUUCCAAAUCGACCCUAUACGUCUCCAACAUCGACUACUCCCUCACCAACUCCGAUCUCCACACACUCUUCUCCACCUUCGGCAAAGUCGCCCGCGUCUCCGUCCUCAAGGACCGCCAAACACGACUCAGCCGUGGCGUGGCCUUCGUCCAGUUCGUAUCGCGGAACGACGCCGUUUCGGCAGCACGCCAGAUGCACGGGAAGGUCCUUAACGGGAGAACCCUAACGGCUUCGAUCGCCGCAGACAAUGGCCGAGCCUCGGAGUUCAUCCGCAAGAGGGUUUACAGGGACAAGAGUCGGUGCUACGAGUGUGGGGCCGAAGGGCACCUAUCUUACGAGUGUCCGAGGAACCAGCUCGGCCCGAGGGAGCGACCUCCGCCUAAGAAACUGAGAAGGGGUGGCGAUAAUUUGAAGAGGGAAGACGAGGAGGAUAACGAGGCGGGGUGGUCUGAUGGAGCCGUGGAGGUGUUUGAGGAUGAUAAUUGGGCGUCGGUGGUGGAUAGUGGCGCGGACGAGAGGUUGUUGAGAGAAGGCAGCGGCGGUGAGGGUGGUGAGGAGGAGAAGAAGAAGAAGAAGUUGAAGAAGGCCAGCUACUUCAGCGAUGAGAGUGGUGAUGAGGACGACUGAUGUUACCAGGUUGGGUUGCUCUGGAUAUGGGGUUAAUCAAAUUAUUGGGCUUAUGAAGUUGAAUUACAGUGAAGAAUCAGGAUUCUUAUUUUCUAUAGGCAUGUCGCAUGUUCUCUCGGCCAAGAACUUUGUGUGACAGUAGCAGACAAAGUGUAGUAUUUCAUCAGCAGAUAAUCUUAUCAGAUGAAAUAUGGUUUAACUGCCUUGGAAUUUGCAAGUUCUGCAUAUGAUGCUGUGGAUUGGAUUGUUGAAAUUUUUGUUUGUUCUGCCAGCAAGUUUAUAUGUACAGUUUGAACAAUAAUAAGAUUUUCAUUACUGUACAUUUGGCAUUAUGGUAUACGAUAUACUUUUUUUUUUAAA
This is a messenger RNA of Humulus lupulus (European hop), 1344 nucleotides long. Its product is annotated as U11/U12 small nuclear ribonucleoprotein 31 kDa protein. The transcript has 2 exons. Gene Ontology annotation, molecular function: zinc ion binding; RNA binding. The record is from RefSeq and is a predicted model, not a curated record. NCBI's taxonomy places the organism in Eukaryota, Viridiplantae, Streptophyta, Magnoliopsida, Rosales, Cannabaceae. Gene Ontology annotation, biological process: mRNA splicing, via spliceosome. Gene Ontology annotation, cellular component: U12-type spliceosomal complex. Bases 208 to 984 code for a protein of 258 amino acids.